This is a messenger RNA of Sardina pilchardus (European sardine), 2174 nucleotides long. RefSeq names its product ceramide synthase 2a (gene cers2a). Gene Ontology annotation, molecular function: sphingosine N-acyltransferase activity; DNA binding. Lineage: Eukaryota; Metazoa; Chordata; Actinopteri; Clupeiformes; Clupeidae. Gene Ontology annotation, cellular component: membrane. Gene Ontology annotation, biological process: ceramide biosynthetic process. The record is from RefSeq and is a predicted model, not a curated record. Bases 466 to 1611 code for a protein of 381 amino acids. The transcript has 11 exons.
CGUCCGCCCGACACUCCAGCCGUGCCGACCGACGCCUAUGUGCCACAGACAUCUCCGGGAGUACCAGAGAAUGAGUCUGCUGCAAAGAACCUCAAAAGAAAAAAAAUCACCGAGAAGAAGAUACAUUUCCAAAACAGACUAGGACUGCUUGAUGUCCUCUUGAAUUUGAUGAACAGACGCACUAAAAAAGUAAAAGAGGCUCCAAAGAAGGCUGAAGAGUGAGGGUGGAAGUUGAGCUACAAACCUAGCAUAUUGCUACCUCUGUCCGUAAUACUUUUGGAUUUUGGUGGGAUAAAGAUGCCAACAACUCACGCAUUCGAAGAACCCGGCCUUCCGUUCACCGCGCUUGGUGUUUAGCGUGCAUACUUUAACGGUGAUUGAACUCCGACAUCCUGAAGAUAGCCUCAGUCAACGCCAACCUUUUGUGCCUAUACCUGCCCGCCUGGCUGAUCUGACGGAAGAAGGAUGUUGCAGGGCCUGAGAGCCUGGUUGUGGCAGGACUGGAUUUGGUUCCCACCGGGCCUGGGAUGGGCAGAUCUCGAGAGCCGUGAUGGCAAGGUGUUUGGCCACACUGGGGAUCUCUUGGUGACCCUGCCAAUUGCACUAUGCUUCCUCAUCAUCCGCCAAGUCUUCGAGUGGAAAGUAGCCACUCCUCUGGCCUCGCUGCUGGGGGUCAGAGAGGAGGUACGCGUCCACGCCUCCCAUAAUCCCUUGCUGGAGUCCUACUUCAGAUCCACAACCAAACACCCCAAUCAGAGUGCGGUGGAAAGCUUAAGCAAACAGGCCGGGUGCUCGGAACGUCAGGUGCACAGAUGGUUCCGCAGGCGACGGAACCAAGAGCGGCCCAACAAGCUGAAGAAGUUCCGGGAGGCCAGCUGGAGAUUCACAUUUUACCUUCUUGCUUUCUUUGCUGGCCUGGCUGCCGUAAUCGACAAACCCUGGUUUUAUGAGAAGGAGGAGAUGUGGAGGGAUUUCCCCAAAAUGCCUCUGUUGCCGUCCCAGUACUGGUACUACAUGAUCGAGCUCGGCUUCUACAUCUCUCUUCUCUUCAGCGUGGCGACAGACGUCAAGCGCAAGGACUUUAAGGAGCAGAUCAUUCAUCAUAUGGCCACCAUCAUGCUUCUCAGCUUCUCAUGGCUUGUCAACUACAUCCGGGCGGGCACCAUGAUCAUGCUGAUUCACGAUGCCUCGGACUACCUGCUGGAGUCAGCAAAGAUGUUCAACUAUGCAGGAUGGAGAAAGACAUGCAACUACAUUUUCAUCGUGUUUGCGAUGGUCUUCUUCAUCACCAGACUCAUCCUCUUCCCCUUCUGGAUAAUGCACGCCACCAUCGUGUACCCCCUGUCCCUGUACCCCACCUUCUUCGGGUACUACUUCUUCAACGGCCUGCUCAUGAUAUUGCAGGGUCUGCACAUCUUCUGGUUCGGCCUCAUCCUGCGUAUGGCCAUCAAGUUCCUGCCCGGAAACGAUAUUGUGGAAGACGAGAGGAGUGACCGAGACGAAACGGACGAAUCGGAGGACGAGGAAGAGGAGAAGGACGGGAAGACGAAGAACGGACCAGUCCAGAAUGGCCACUCAGUACUCAACAACAACCACCGCAAGAUGGACUGACAUGGGAGAGUCCGGAGGGGAGAGAAAGAGAGAGGGAGAGAGAGAGACAGAGGGAGAGGGAGAGAAAGAGAGAGAGAGGAGGCAGAAGGAAAGAAACGAGCAUCUUUCUUUCCUUCGUUAAUUCAGUCUUUCUGAUUCUCUCUUCCUCUUCCUCCUCCUCCUCUUCCUCAUACUGACCAGACCAAGAGACUAUUAAGAGGGAUGCAGAGAGAAGUAACUCAUUUGUGCUUACAUGGAUAGCAAUGCUCCACACCCAACACACCCACACACACACACACACACACACACACACACACUCUCUCAAACCACAGAGGCACUCCCUAAUACAUACACACACACACACACACACACACACACACACACACACACAUACUCUCAAACCACACAGAGGCACUCCCUGAAACACACACUCACACACUCACAGACACAGGUUAAUACCCAUACUGUCGUCCGUGUUUAAACACACAUUUUGAAGAACUCCCUAAAAUAUGCUUGUGACACUAACGCUCCUGUCAUUCCCUCCAUAGAGCACACUACUUGGUUGUGCCGUGUGUGUGUGUGUG